This is a messenger RNA of Schistosoma mattheei, 2107 nucleotides long. NCBI's taxonomy places the organism in Eukaryota, Metazoa, Platyhelminthes, Trematoda, Strigeidida, Schistosomatidae. The record is from the annotation of a GenBank genome assembly.
AACACAUCUUUACUGAAAACUAAAUAAUUUAUAGAUGACAGAAAUUCACUGUCUGGUGUUUGCCUCACUAAAUGAAACCACUGUAUUUCAUUUUUUACAUUAGGAAGAUUUACUACAACGUUAAACCUAAUUAUUCACCCCAUUACUUUGAAUUACGUUUUACUUUUUGCUGUAAGUAGAGGAUUCAAUUUCUUACAUUCUUUAGUUCUAAUAUGUGUAAAUAUGUUUGAGAAGAGUUAUGCACAGACAGACUUUUAGUUCAAGAAUCUAUUUUUCCAGACACAAGGUUCGGUCAACAAAUUUAGAACUGGAACGGUUCAAAACCACAUUAAUUAACAGCUGCAAUUAGCUUACAAGCAACAAACAUCACAUAAGAAGCAUGUUUACUCAGAAAAUUAAUGUCAUCUGAAAAUUAGAAUCUAAUGAAAGCUUUAUGGUCACUGCAGGAGACAAGGUACUGUAAUUUUUCGACAAGGUUGGUAACAAAUAAAAUUAGCCUUCUGACGAAUGAUCAGACAAGAUUCUGAAAACUAGGGUCAUGUUUGAAUGUAACAGACUGCAUAUCGACUGAACACAACAUCAAAAUCCAACAAGCUUGAAAUCUGUUGAUACUACUAAACCCUGUGUUGGGAUAAUUAGAUUUUCAACUAAAAAUCGGUCUUCAAAUGAUUCUAAUAUCUACGCUUAUUACAAAACUUUGAAUAAGAAUCAAAUUGAGGUGGGUUACUAGGUCCAAACUAAAAAAAAUAAAUUUAAAAGCGCACCAGCUACAAAUGCUAGGUAAGUCAGGUUCAAAUGAUUGGUUACCUAGUCCUUCGAUUUGAUUGAUUCCUACCUUAUUUCUCUUUUUUUUCUUCGUGAACAUAUUUCGAUUAUGAAUGUUUUAGAUUUUGAAGUAAAUCUUCAGUGGAAUAUAAUCUCUAUAGGAUCUUUUUUUAACUCAGUGGCAUACAUUCAAUUUGGCUCAAGGCAUAUCUUUUCAGUGACUUAUCAUUAGGUUUGACCUCACAUCAACGAAUAGAUUUGUAAUGCUUUCCUGUGAUACUGUCGUAUUCCUAAUUAUACGUUCAUCUUUCUAAUUUUACACAUUAUACUUAUUAACAGAUAUUGUUACUAUCAUCAUCACUAUCACAAUUACCACGACACAACAAUUUCUACUUUUUACAUACGAUUUUAAUUUGUUAAUUAAGACUCAUUACCUUAGGCCAUGUAAUUUCUAUGACUUUUUCUUGUGUAACUUUUUUAACCUUACUAAUUAAGCAUCAUCAUCACGAAGCGAUCAGUAUAUGUUCGAAUGAACUUCUCGAAUUCGUUUAUAUAUUCUCAGGCUAAUCCAAUGUUAUUCUGCCUGACUGCUUACUGUAACCGUUUGAUUCUAGUUAUAUUAUAAGCGUGUUUUAUUGAUGUUAAGUCGAAUUUCAUGAACAUGUUUAAAUAAUUCCUUAAGUGGUUAAGAAUUAUGCCAGUGAUUUUCUAUGUUUAUGCUUCUUGUGUUUCAGUUUACUAGUGCUCUAGAUUACUGUCUAUCUUUUUAUUUUAUAGAUUUUUCCCACAAUAAUGUUUGACUGGUAGGAUGUUCUCAUGAACUGUUCUUUACCAGCUAGCUGAACCUUAUCAAAUCUUUUAUCCGAACCACUCCAUUAAUAUGUCCAGUUUCUUGCAUAAAGUUUUUAGCAAUUAUAGCUGUUCCGAUGGAUUUUACGUGAACAGAGAAGGCUGUAAAAUGUUGUUUAUCGAACUUUAUGGAAGGAAACCGAAUAAGGAAGAGAUGAAAUGUAUUUUAUCAUUUUUUGAAUCAAAUCCCGAUGGUGAGCCAAUUGGCCUAACAUUUUCCGGUUUUCUUUCUUCUAUCCAAAUGCUUCAGAAACAUUUUCAGAAUAACCUUCCACAUAUUGAUAAACACAACAGAUUAUCAUUUGAUUGUUUAGAUCUAGAUUCAAAGGACUUUGUUGUGAUAAAUGAUUUACACAAAAUAUGGAGUAGAUACUUACCAUCUUUACCAUCUGGUCUACUGCGUACUGUUUUCAGAGAGUUUGACCAAGAUUGUGACGGUCGAGUUUCAUAUGAAGAUUAUCUACAUACUACAAAGUCUUGUAGUAAUAUGUAA